AUAAAAUCAUACUGUCAUGACGCCGAACAAAAUGCCUAUAUGAAACUCUAUUACAAGACGUCGGACAUAGGAGUUGUAGAAGGGGUGUGUGGAUCUCCUCCCGGUGACAGGACUGUUCUCGGCCGUCAUGCCACCUAAUCUGACCGCUACCAACCAGACCAUCCAAGAGCUGCGCACUGACCACAAUUUUCCAGCUCUGAUCAGCGGGAUACUGCUGAUAAUCCUUAUAAUUUGUGGCAAUUUACUAGUAUGCAUUAGUGUAUACACAGAAAAAGCUUUAAAAACAACUACAAACUACUUCAUUGUCAGUUUGGCAGUUGCCGAUUUGCUAUUGGCGGUACUGGUUUUGCCAUUGUAUGUAUACGCUGAGUUCCUCGGUGGUGUGUGGACCCUGAGCAUGAUCUUCUGCGAUGGUCUGAUGACCAUGGAUGUGAUGUUAUGCACAGCUUCAAUAUUCAACUUGUGUGCAAUCAGCAUUGACAGGUUUAUUGCUGUGUCUGUUCCUCUGAACUACAACCGGAAGCAUAUAGACCAAAGACAAGGUAUCCUUCUCGCCGCCACCUGGACACUAGCCUUUGCGGUGGCAUCUCCCAUCCUUUUCGGGAUAAACAACGUCCCUCAGAGGGAUCCCUCCGAGUGCAAGCUGGAAGAUGAUAAUUACGUGGUGUACUCCUCCGUGUGCUCCUUCUUCAUCCCGUGCCCCAUUAUGCUGCUGCUCUAUUGCGGAAUGUUCCGGGGCCUGCGACGGUGGGAGGAGACCCGCAAGGCUAAGCUACGCAGCAAUGUCCAUAUGUGCCCCAAGCUGCAGCAGGCCGCCCCGUUGGCCUCACUUCCUGCUCCCAUGGAGAAGCUGGAGAAACUGGACCACUGUCCCCCUCCAGACUGUCCCGUCCCCUCAGAGUACAGGGAGAGUCCUGUCCACACAGUGGCCUACCAGGGUAUAAUGUACGGGGCGUCUUCUAGACAGAGGAGAGCCAAGAUUAAUGGCAGGGAACGCAAGGCCAUGAAGGUUCUUCCCGUCGUUGUGGGUGUAUUCCUCUUCUGUUGGACUCCAUUUUUCGUGGUGCACAUCAUGCGUGUCCUCUGUGAGUCCUGUUACAUCUCGCCCUAUCUGAUGAGCACCGUCACCUGGUUGGGCUACGUCAAUAGUGCCCUCAACCCUAUCAUCUACACUGUGUUCAAUACCGAGUUCAGAAAUUUCUUCCACAGAUUUCUGCACAGUUGUUGCUAACCGCUGUAUUGAAAUCAUCUUGCAUGACAAAAUGGCCAUAACCAUGGUUGCUUAUGGAUACAUGUGCAUCCAUCAUGUCAGUAAUCUUUAUGAAUUUAAUUAAUUUUGUUUGUUCAGUUUAAUUUACGUAAUUUACCUGCAA
This is a messenger RNA of Brienomyrus brachyistius, 1373 nucleotides long. RefSeq names its product D(4) dopamine receptor-like. Gene Ontology annotation, cellular component: plasma membrane. Gene Ontology annotation, biological process: adenylate cyclase-inhibiting dopamine receptor signaling pathway; adenylate cyclase-activating adrenergic receptor signaling pathway. Lineage: Eukaryota; Metazoa; Chordata; Actinopteri; Osteoglossiformes; Mormyridae. Bases 128 to 1231 code for a protein of 367 amino acids. The record is from RefSeq and is a predicted model, not a curated record. The transcript has 4 exons. Gene Ontology annotation, molecular function: dopamine neurotransmitter receptor activity, coupled via Gi/Go; G protein-coupled receptor activity.